GGACGACGACGACUGCACGCGUUCCAAAGUUAUUUUACUUAUGUAAUAAACUUAAAGCACUAAAAAAUACAAAAGGGCUAAAGUUGCAAAAUCCUGCAUUAACAAUCAAAAUUCAACGAAUACAGAACAGAAUUCGGGACCAGUUUCACUACAGCUCCUGUUUGACGAAGGACAGUACGGCAAGAUAGACCUGGCAGUCCGCCACGAUGAUCUGCCUCUGAAGUCGAUCCACAACCUCCACCCCUGACCGCUGAGAGUCCAUCUGACGUGGAGAUAAAAUUGAUUCACAAUACGUUCUUAAAAGGCGAUGUCUUGGUUCUCCAGAAUCGUUCUUGACUUGAACAUCAUUGUCCCACAUGGAUUUAUGAACAGCUCCCAAAUGAUCCGCAGAGACCCAGAGAUCCACAGAGCAUCCAGUCCGAGACGACCUCUUCUUCUGAAUCUGACGCCACUUGCAGAGGUUCCCACAUGAGGAGCACGAACAGCGCCAGUCGAUGUGCUUCAAACAUGACUUUGGAAAACAAUAUGAGCAGAAACUUUGGAAGGAGACCCCGCUUGCCAAUGCUGUGUUUUGGGCAGCCAGGCAAGGAAACUUGGCCUUGCUUCAGCUGUUGUUGAACAGUGGCCGAGUGGAUGUGGACUGUAAAGAUUGUUAUGGGACCACAGCUUUAAUGGUGGCAUCCUAUGGUGGGCAUUAUGAGUGUGUCCGUGAGCUCAUUAUGCAAGGUGCAGAUAUUAACCUACAGAGAGAGACAGGUUCCACUGCCCUCUUCUUCGCUUCACAACAGGGCCAUAAUGAAAUAGUCAAGCUCCUGUUUGAAUUUGGAGCUUCCACCGAGUUUCGGACAAAGGACGGUGGUACCGCUCUAUCUGCCGCCUGUCAGUACGGUCGCACCAAAGUGGUCGAGACUCUUCUGAAGAACGGUGCGAAUGUCCACGACCAGCUAAAUGAUGGUGCCACGCCUUUAUUUUUGGCCUCGCAGGAAGGUCAUGUGACAGUAAUACGCCAGCUUUUGUCAUCUGGGGCUAAAGUCAAUCAACCACGAGAGGAUGGUACAGCUCCGCUCUGGAUGGCAGCUCAGAUGGGUCACGACGAAGUGGUUAAAGUUCUGCUUCUGCGAGGUGCGGACCGUGAUGCAAAUAGAAAGGAUGGCUCCACGGCUCUGUUCAAGGCUGCGCAUAAAGGAUAUGGUAACGUAAUUGAAGAGCUCCUCAAGUUCUCCCCAUCUCUUGGCAUACUGAAGAACGGUUCCACAGCUCUUCAUGCAGCCGUUAUGGGCGGGAAUCCAAAAACGGUUGCACUUUUGCUGAAGGCAAAUGCCGACCCAGCUUUACCUAACAAGAAUAAUGAACUACCCGAAGAUCUUACGAAGAAUGAGCGCAUCCUUAGGAUUCUGCGACCGCCGAUGCUAAAUGGAGCCAGUUGAUGACUGUUGUGUUUGCUCUUAGCUCUAUGUUUAUUGUAAGUUCAUGAAAGAUAAAUGCACUACAGCCUCUCUAGAGAGGUGAAGGAGACCUCUGUAACAGCUUGUCAGUCUCAUAACAGCGGAUGUUUUAAUGGUGCUUGCUUGCAGCUUCUCAGUUCAGAUGGACAACAAACAUGCACUGAAAAGCAGAAUUGCUUUAUCUUUGGCCUUUGUGAAUGAUGUGAUGUCAUAUUGAAAUGCAAUAUAGUUUUUUUUUUAGUUUGAUGGAGAUAUUUUGUAGAAAGAAAUAGUUUAUGUUCAAUGCUGUUGAGUAAUGUUGGAGUGUUUUUUGGUUUGCAAGCAUAUUUUAUUUAACAGCAUGUUAAGGUUUUGGCGUCAUAAGUUCUCUAAAGAAAAUGAAACUACAAACAACUACACUUGCUAUGGACUCUUGCUAUAUUUAUUUAAAAGUUAAAAUAUUUUUUCUUAACUUAUCUUUUGUUUUUGUGAAAAGUGAUAAACUGUAUAUAUGUGAAAAUAAUAAAUGUUUGAAAUGA
This is a messenger RNA of Misgurnus anguillicaudatus (oriental weatherfish), 1963 nucleotides long. The record is from RefSeq and is a predicted model, not a curated record. Lineage: Eukaryota; Metazoa; Chordata; Actinopteri; Cypriniformes; Cobitidae.